Messenger RNA from Tachysurus vachellii, 662 nucleotides. RefSeq names its product interleukin-8-like. Gene Ontology annotation, biological process: chemokine-mediated signaling pathway; antimicrobial humoral immune response mediated by antimicrobial peptide; cellular response to lipopolysaccharide. Gene Ontology annotation, cellular component: extracellular region. The record is from RefSeq and is a predicted model, not a curated record. Lineage: Eukaryota; Metazoa; Chordata; Actinopteri; Siluriformes; Bagridae. The coding region runs from base 229 to 507 and encodes 92 amino acids. Gene Ontology annotation, molecular function: CXCR chemokine receptor binding; chemokine activity. The transcript has 4 exons.
AACAAUAGCUGCUUGGAGGAAAUAUGCAUCAUUUCCAUUUAAUGGAGAGAAAAAAAUCAUUUCGCUGGAAGAGCAUGCGUGUUAGUUAAGCAAUCCUGAAUUCUCUAAGGAGGUAGAAGAGCUUUAAAAAGGACCCUAAGCUCAGCUUCUUCACUGUGAAAUCCUGAUGCUCAUGCCAAGAGUUGUCUCCUGAAUUUAUUUCUUAUUUAAUUUAAAUUUUAAAAAAUCAUGAACGUCGCAGCUCUAGUUAUCACUUUUUUAGCCUGUGCACUCUUCUCAAUGACAGAAGGACUUUUUAUCCAACAGCCCCGAUGUAAGUGUACAAAAACAAUACCAAUGAAAUUCCCUGAUCAUUUAAUUGUGAAGAUGGAGAAAUUUCAACCUGGUCCUCACUGCAAAAAUACAGAAAUAAUUGCUACAGUGAAACUGAUAAAAUUAUUUACUCGGUGCCUAAACCCUGAUGACGUGCAGGUUCAGAAUGCACUCAAAAGAAGGAACCUGGUAUAAUAGCAUGCUACUGCAAUGAAGAUCCCCGAAGGAAAAAAAAAGCAAAAAGUUGUCUCAACCUCUCAGUAUUUCUUCUUAUAUUAUAUGAGUUACUGAUUAUUCUAAGCGUAUUUUUAUAAAUGGUCUAUGUUUAAUAAAAUCAACAAAUCUCUAAA